Molecule: messenger RNA, 1944 nt
Organism: Salpingoeca rosetta
Lineage: Eukaryota; Choanoflagellata; Craspedida; Salpingoecidae
Exons: 6
Coding region: 191-1360 (389 amino acids)
Source: RefSeq, a predicted model, not a curated record
UGACACAGUGUUUGGAAGUGCGAGAAGCCUUGCAGGCUUGCGGCGCGCCAAACAACCGCAUUCCUGAACCGUUUGCGCUCGCUCGUCGCAAUAGCCGAGCAGCAUCGCCCGCACGAAGAAGAAGAACAAGAGCAAAGGCAGGCAGGCCGCCUCGGCGACUUCGCCAUCGUCAGCACUUGUGUCGCCAACGAUGGACAUUCAACAGCAUCGGCGACCGCGAUCCUCGCGCUCGUCGAGGCUGCCUCAGUCAAUACCAACGAUGCGGCACCGCCGCUCCCGCUCCGAUGAGCUUGCUCGCGUCAGGUUCGAACCAAGCGCAGGCAAUGCCACGCAUGCGGAGCUCAAGGCCUGGGUCGCCGGCACCAGCAUCUCGGCGUCGUCCAGGCGCCAACCGCCUCGCGUCUCACCACAACAUGACGCAUGGCACAGGCCGACCCACACGGGCAAUGACCCACCGCCACCACGACCGUGGAAGUACCCGCCAAAACCGCCAGAGUUCGCCGACACGGGCAUCUUGGAAGACGCCCCGCUUUACCACCGCAUCCACCAGAACUGUCAUCAGCGUGUCACGACGAUGAUGGCGACGUUUGCACAUUUGCGCUCUCGCUUUUCGGGCGCGCGUGCUGUGUCGACUUCUCCCCACCACGUGUGGCAGCACCAGUCCCACACGCACCACGAGUACCGUGGCUUUGUCCACAGGUAUGCCAGUCAUGACAGUCAUGACAGUCAUGGCGACGGCCAACAGCAGCAAGAGCAGCAACGCGAACUAGCGCAGCGGGGGCGUUGCACGUGGCCGCUGUCUGCAUCCCAUCGCGAUUCAGCAACGGCAACACCCACCCCGCCUCCGACCACAAUCACGACAACCACAGCAACGAGGCACGUGUCUCCAACAACACCGACAGCAACAAGGGUGACCCCGACACCAGUGACAACAACGACAAUGUCGGAGGUGGAGCGCACGAAGACGAGCAGUGACGACCUGAAGGACAUUGCGACCGAAACGCCCACCUGCUCACAGGCCCACCGCAGCCCCGGCUCGACCAUGCUGGAUUAUGCUCACCAACGUCGGAUCCUUCGGGCCAAGGUCGUGCGAUGCAUCCUCCGCCUGUCUGCGGAUGAAGCCACACUCCUUGGUGUCUGCAUUGGGGCGCCCCCUGUCGAGACUGGACGGGAGCUGCUGUCCGCGUUGAGGACGCGUGUUACUUCCAAUGGCCAGCCGUACAUGCAUGAACACUUCGCCCUCAACCCGUUGCUGCUGGACAUUGUCACCGAGUGCCCAGAACUCGGUGAAAAUCACGUGCUCGCAAUUGCAAUCCAGAAGCUUCUGCUACACACACGUGACGGCACACGCACACGGUGAAGUGCAACGAGUGGACCUCUCAUCCAAGGAGCGGUGGUCCUUUCGUCCAGCAAGCAUCUCUUCCACUCGCAGCGUUCCUGCUGCUGUGCUGGGACUUGUCUUCUUCCUGUUAAUUGUGGCCCAAGCUGUACGCGGGGUCACAACAUCGACAACCCACCACACCAAGCUUUCUUCAAGAGCGCACUCGCCCUUCCUGCCAUGCCGCUCACAUUGCAUCUACUUUGGGGGUUGAAGUUUGUACAUGCCACUUUGUGGCUGCUCACUCAUCCCCUCCUUUCCCUGUUGUGGAGUUUUGAUGGUGCGCUCAUCAUCAUCCCCACGCAACACAACACAACACAACACAACACUCAUUUGCUUGCUGUUGUUGGUGUUGGUGUUGUUGUUGUUGUUACUUAUUGGUCUUUCGAUCAAACCAGGUCCCCUUGUUGUGCUGUUGCGCCAACAUGCACCUGAUACCUAGUUUGCUGGUUGUUUUGUGUUUGUGUGUGUGUAUGUGUGUAUGUGCUUUUGGUGGCUGGUGCGUGAUGCCACCACCACAACAUACACACACACACACACACCACCACCACCACCACCACCACCUC